CAGCGGUGAGGUUCGCCGCUCUGCACCUGAAAGGGCCUGUGGGGCGCGGGAUGUCCAGCUCCGGGCGACCCGUCCGGCGCCAUCGGGCGGUGGCGAACACCUGUUCCGGCCUGACAGGGUUUCUGGGGGGAUCCUGCGCUUUCUUACCCGACCAGUUCCUGUCCGUACUUUAAGCUGCUGUUGGCUCAGGAGGAGGCACAGUGUUUCCAGCUACGCCUUCAUCUUGGCCGGAAGUCUGUUGGAUCAGAUCUCAGUGUUUUAAGUGUUGGAAAUUAAUAGCUCUUCUAGCUUUUACAUUAUUUAAAUAUAGUAGAAAAUUGGACUGAUAUGUUCUUGAUGCCAGCCUCUUCAGAGUUAAACAGUGGGCAGGACUUCUUAAGCCAGUGGAUGACCAAUUCUUCUCGGGCUGGAGUUAUAUUAAAUCGUGGAUUUCCCAUUUUGGAAGCAGAUGAAGAGAAGCGAGCAAAUGUGAAUAUUUCCACCAGCUUUGCUGUUAAAGCGACACAGUUUUCACAUAGUUUCACUUUUAUAAGUGAAGAAGAAUCACUUAGUGAAGAACAGAAUUUGGAGUCUAACAGCCCUUACAGACUACAGUCAGAUAAAUCCGAAACAGAUGCAGUCUUUCCUCUGCCUAAUGAAGAACCACAGCCAGUGGCAUGUCAGGAUUCUCCUGGACCCUGGAAAGACAACAAAAGUGACUUUAUCUCAGAUCUUGUGAGUGAAUUCAGAGAAGUGGCUUGUAAAGAUCCACUUUUUAAGAAGCUUGAACAGCUGAAAGAGGUGCAACAGAAGAAGCAGGAACAACUGAAGAGGCAGCAGUUGGAGCAACUGCAAAGACUCAUGGACGAACAAGAGAAGCUGCUCACUAUGGUGUCUGGGCAGCAUGUACUCCCAGGUUUAACUCUGCUGCCUGAUGAUCAGAGCCAGAAGUAUAGAUCUCCAGGAAGUUCAGCCACUGAAGAGAAACCCAGACUCUUCUUACCAUCAUCUGUCUACCAGAAUCAAAAUCAAGAAAAAACACACACUUCCAACAUUUUGUCCAAUGAACAAAACAACUUUUGUAGAACUACUCAUCAAGAUUUUGUCUUAACUUCAAAAAGUGGUGCUUCUCCCAAUUUGUUUUCUGCAGCACAGUGUGAAGAAGCACUUGUGAAAAAACAUGAUUUGGAGGAGGAAAACUAUAACCAUUCUAAAGGUGAAGGUAUUUUACCAUGUUGGGAGAAAAUGACAGACCAGAUUCAGGAAGAGAAUGAUGUAAACCUAAAAAAAUUUGGUGAUUCCUCAGAAGUGGUUAAUGUUGAAGAAAGGCCUAUUAAAGCUGCUAUUAGAGAAAGAAAACAGACAUUUGAAGACUACUUGGAAGAACAAAUUCGGUUGGAAGAACAAGAAUUGAAACAGAAACAGCUAAGGGAAGCAGAAGAAUCAUUGCUAAUCAAAGCAAAACCAAAACAACCAUUCUUAAAACGAGGAGAAGGGUUAGCUAGAUUCACUAAUGCUAAAUCUAAGUUUCAGAAAGGGGGGGGCAAUAAACUAAUGACUAAUCAGAGCAUUUCAGAGGACCAACCUGUGUUUAAAAUAGAUAGACAACAAUUCCAGCGGAAAACUGCUCUUAUUAAUAAAGAACUAUGUACAGAGAACCCUCACCCUAAAAAGAACAGAGCUAGAACCAAGAGUGGUUAUGUCACACUCAGUGAGAAGCCAGAAGUGCUUAAGAGUAAUAAUGUGAAAGGUUUCUUUCCAUCAAGACUGAAAAUACUGGCAGGGAAGAAUUGUGGUAAAUUUAGAGAGCAGUUCAAAUUAGAAAAAAAGGUAGAAUCUAACAAUAAAGAAAAUGUACCCGAGUGUACAAAACCUUAUGAUACUGGUUGUGAAGUCUGGAAUAACGCACAAGAUAACAUACUUCCCCUCUCUACGGGGCUGGAAGGCUGCAUGGCUUCAAAAAGCCCAAUAACUGAGAGCUUGAGAGAGUCAGGAUCUUCUCUUGACAUUUCUGUUCAGAAAAAGUUAGAGAAUUGGGAACAAGAAAAGGAAAAGGAAAAUUUGGAAUUAGAUGAAUUUUUGCUUUUAGAACAAGCUGCUGAUGAAAUAUCAUUUUCCAGCAAUUCCUCAUUUGUACUGAAGAUCUUAGAGAGGGACCAAGAGGUCUGUAAAGGUCACCGGCUGUCUUCUACCCCUGUUAAAACUGUGCAGCAGCAAAAGAUGAUGACACUGGGUCUGUGUAACCAAAGUGUUAGUCAGUGUAACCAAAAUGAGCAUCCAGACCAUGACAAACAUGAAAAUGAGGGUGAGUGUGAGGUUGCACCCAAACAACUUAAUUCACUGUCCUCACCUGAUGGACUGGGGAGACUGUCUGGUAAAGUCAGUGAAAAAGCGUUCCAAAUGAACACUUCUGAAAAUCAAAUGAGGUUGAAAGCAAGUGAUAAUGUAAUGAACAGUGACAGUAGCACUGAUUCUGAGGAGCAGCUGGGCGUUAUCAUAAAGUCAUCAACUGAGGGUAACAAAAGGGGGUUGAGCAGCAGAGAAGAUAAUCCACAAGUUUGUGAUGGUAAGGGACCGUUAGGGAAUGCUGGGACUCAAGAAGAGAGUAAAAGGAGAGAUGUGGAUUUAGAUUUGUCUGAUAAAGACUGUAGUAGUGAUGAGUCUGUUGUAACAGAAAGCUUGAAAAAUAAAGGUUCUGAGUCCUCGAGAAGGCCAUCAUCUUUAAGUAUAAUUGACUUCGAUGAUGAAAGAACUUGGACCGAUCUUGAAGAGAAUUCAUUUAAAUGUGAUAUUACUCAUGGGAAUGAAGCCAUUUAUGGAACUCCCCAGACCUACCCUAAUAUGAGUGAUAUAUGUGUACUGGACAAAACAAUAAAAAGGAAGGUUGCACCAGCAAAGAAGGAAGACUUGAGCGAGUCCAGCAGAGGCACAAGUCCUCCUCCUACAUCAGAUCUGAUGAUGAAAUUCUUCCCUUCUUUGAAACCAAAACCAAAAUCAAAAUCAGAUUCACAUUUGGGAAAUGAACCCAAGGUAAACAUUCAAGACCAACCCACUGGUGACAAUGCUCGAUCUCAAGUUUUGAGAGAGAAAAUUAUUGAGUUGGAAACGGAAAUAGAAAAAUUUAAAGCUGAGAACACUUCUUUAGCUAAACUUCACAUUGAACGAGAAAGUGCCUUGGAAAAGCUCAAGAAAGAUAUUGCAGACUUUGAACAACAGAAGGCAAAAGAAUUGGUUCGAAUAAAAGAAUUUAAAAAGGAAGAAAUGAGGAAGCUACAAAAUAAACGCAAAGUUUUUGAAAUGUAUACUACAGCUGCAAGAACUUUUCCAGAUAAAAAGGAGCGUGAAGAAAUACAGUGGCAGGCUUUGAAACAGCAGAUAGCAGAUUUACAGGAAGAUUUGAAAAGAAAGGAAGCAAAAUGGUCAAGUACACAUGGCCGUCUUAGGAGCCAGAUAGAAGUGUUGGUCAAAGAGAACACAGAUCUCCGGGAAGAAAUAAAAGUGAUGGAAAGAUUCCGACUUGAUGCUUGGAAGAAAGUGGAAGCCGCUGAGGGCCUCACCAAGAUCGAUCAGUGUGGGACUGCCAUGAAGAAAGAGGGGUCCAUGAAUUCAUCAGUUCGAAUUCAGAAGAGACAAAAUUCUGCUGGAACCCAGCUAGAACGAUACAAGAAAAAUAGUUUGGCCAUACAAGGCAAUCCAUCUCGGAGAUCCAAGUCUGUGCCGUCUCGUGAUUUAUGCAUUUCAGAUAAGGGACAAACUGCCUCGCCCAGGGAACCCCCUGAAUCAGUGGAUCUCCCAGAUCCUGAAUAUAAAGAGGAUGAAAAAGAGGAUAAAAAAGAAAUUCAGGGAGAAAUCAGUCACCCUGAUGGAAAGAUAGAAAAGGUUUAUGAGGAUGGGCGCCGUGUUGUACUGUUUCCAAAUGGAACCCAGAAAGAAGUGAGUGCAGAUGGAAAGAAUAUCACUGUCACUUUCUUCAAUGGUGAUGUGAAGCAGGUCAUGCCAGAUGAGAGAGUGAUCUACUACUACGCAGCUGCUCAGACCACCCACACCACUUACCCUGAGGGACUAGAAGUCCUGCAUUUCUCAAGUGGACAGAUAGAAAAACAUUUCCCAGAUGGAAGAAAAGAAAUCACAUUUCCUGAUCAGACUAUCAAAAAUUUAUUUGCUGAUGGACAAGAAGAAAGCAUUUUCCCAGAUGGUACAAUCAUCAGAGUACAACGAGAUGGCAGCAAAAUCAUAGAGUUUAAUAAUGGCCAGAGAGAAAUACACACUCCUCAGUUCAAGAGACGGGAGUAUCCAGAUGGCACUGUUAAAACAGUCUAUGCAAACGGUCAUCAAGAAACAAAAUACACAUCUGGUCGAGUAAGAGUUAAAGACAAGGAUGGUAAUGUUCUAAUGGAUACAAAGUUGUAAUGCUCCUGUGUGUGACUAAUCAUGAAAUAAUACUACCUUGAUUUUCUUGUUCAAAAAGUAUAUAUUUCUAGUGAUUGUGUGGUUUAAUAUAUAUGUACUCUGUGUGUAUAUAUAUAUGUAUAAAUGGAAAAGAUUAUGCUUGGAAUAUAAAAUAAAAUUUAUAGCAUUUAAUAAUGUUUGAAAUGCCUAAGGACAGAAGCAUUUUAUCUGUUAUAGAAGUUCUUUAUCUGUAAUGGAAUGGGAAGGUAAAACAGAAGAGCUUGUUCAUUCUAUGAGUACAGAUAAACUCAAGAGUGAGGAGAACGUAGUUAUGAUGAAGGUGAUGCUCUAACUGGUCGAAAUGUGACACUUGAGAAUGGAGGGGCAGAGCUGAUGGGCCACAGAUGCUAGACUGUUAUGAUUUAUGAGACGGCUGGGUGACAGAAGGAUGUUCUUGAAGGAAGGGCAAGUCAUCUACACCUAAAUUUAUAUGAUUAUAGGUGGGUCUAGUCACUUCAUGCAGAAUGAUAGUGUUGGCAAUGACUUGAUUUUUUAAAAAACCUUAAUGUAUUCAUUUCAGAUGGUUUAAGAACUGAAUAUGAAGUGUAAAACUUUUCAAAGAAAAUAAGGAAUUACACAUAUUAUCUCAGGAUAGAGAAGGAUUUAUAAUGUACUAUAGAAAGCUGAAACUUUAAAAGGUUUGUAAACGAGUGAAGUUUCUGUUUGUCUAAACAUGCCACAAAAAGCGUAAUAAGCUACAGACUAGGAAAAGAUACAUAUACCUGACAAAGAAUUAAUAUGAAGAAUAUAUAAAAAAAUCCCAUAAAUCAGUAAGAUGGUUGCAAACAACAGGAAAAUGGACAAAGGACCUGAGCAAACAAAUGAGAUAAUGGGCUACCUUUAUACUUGUACCAUAUACUGCAAAUAAUGGUCUGGCCACACUACAUGUUGGCGAGGAACUCCGAUGAUGCAGUAAGCUAGUAAAACCUCCUUUUGUAAAGCAAUUGCCCAUGACUUUGUACCAGUAAGUAUAUAUACUAGAAAACUGGUAACAAACCAAAAAUAUUUUACCAACAGAAUAAAAUUAUGUGCACAGAUGAAUGUAACAGUGAAAGUGAAUAAAAUAUACUAAUACAGAUAAAUGGUAGAAAUAACAUAGGAAACUAAAGGUAAUUUGUGUGACAGUUAAAAAUAUACAGAGCAACUUUUGUCUUGUUUAUGUAUGCAUUCAUAGACAGCAAAAAAUUACAAAGACCUAUGUAAGAAUGAUAAACACCCGAUUCACAGUAGUGCUCACCUCCACAGGAAAGAAAAUGAUUUGGGAAGAGUUACUACAGGUGCCUAAAACUGUACUGAUAAUACUGUAUUUCUUAAGCUGAAUACACAUGAAAUGGGUUUUUCUCAUGGAUCAAAAAUAUUUCAAAAUUAAGCCCUGGCUGGUGUAGCUCAGUGGAUUGAGCACGGGCCUGCGAAUCACACAAUUGCGGUUCGAUUCCCAGUCAGGGCACAUGCCUGGGUUGCAGGCCAGUUCCCAGCAGGGAACACACAAGAGGCAACCACACAUUGAUAUUUCUCUCCUUCUCUCCUUCCCUUCCCCUCUAAAGAUAAAUAAGUAAAAUCUUUUAAAAAAAUCACAGGAAAACAAAAAUAUUUGAAGCAAAUAUUUAUUAAUGAUUUUUCAAACAAUUACAGUUCAAUAUGUAAGGGGGAAAAGGGACCAGCAUUAUUGCAGAACAAGUUGAGAAAAACAAGCCUGAAAUGGUCUGCAUACAGCAAAAAACUUUCUUCUGGGUUGUAUACCUGAAAAACAAAGUGUGUAUUAUUUAUACUUUUUCUUAAUGUUCAAAUCUAGUUCCUGUAUCACUUGUUAUUUUAUGUGAAUGGAUAAAGACAGAGUAAGCUUAUUACUUAAGUACUUUGAUAACUUGGUUACUAGGACCUUGAUUAUUCAACAGUGCUAUGUGCAUUCCAUACAAUGUGCUUCAGUUAUUUAGAGAGGCCCCUAUCUUCUGCUUUCUUUAUCCCCAUAACUACUCCUACUAGGAAUGGUCACGAGAGCCUUUCCAAAGCAUUCUAACACUUACAGAACUUCUGAUACUUGCCUUCACUGCUGAGGAACCUAUGAAGAAGAAAUCUAGGAGAUUCUUGUUGAGCUCUGUUGUCACUUCUUUGAGAAAUCAAGGAAAGUCCAAAGGUGCUUUUAUGGGCAUUAGUCACCUGCUUUGUGCCAGCUAUACGGGUAAACAAGAAGUGACACUUACAUCAUUCAUCUUGCUCUGCAAGCCCCAUUUCUACUAAUGACAUAUGAACUGGAUACUGUUCAUCUUCAUAUAAUGUCACAAUUUGUUCUGGUUCCCGAGCCUGAAAUUAAAAUAACAGUUGUAAAGAAAACACAAUAAUGUCUUUGCUGUCUUUUCCCUCUUACCUCUGACAGGAGAGAAAAAGCAUUAUGAAACUUAUUUAUAAUUUAUACUCGGCACUUUGAAAAGGUAUGUAAUGGUUUCCUGAUAAAUCAUGUUCUUUCCAUCCUUUCUACUUUAUUUAACAUGUAGCAUAAUUCCUCUCCAAUGUUUUCCUACAUAGACCCAACAAGCUCUAAACACCACCAUCCUUGUUAAAAUUCAUUUACAUUCUACACAUUAAACAUUAUACCUUUAUGCAGAAACUGACCAAAUUUUGAAUGCUACUCACAGAAGUGGACAAACGCCCAUGUCUAAGAACAUUUACUUGCCCUCCCUACAUUCUCUUUUCAGGGGCUUCUUGAGAGAAAACUUCAGAAGCAAUUUGUACCAUUCUGUACACACAGGAGCUAUACAGAGGUUUUGAGAAAGCACUUUCUAGUAGUAGCACUGUUUCAUUAAGAGCUCAUUCUUGUCACAGCCAAUACACUAGGACUCCUAAAAGCUUGGGCAGGUCAGGCCGAAACAACACUGUGCGGCUGAGGUGAAUUGGAGAGAGUAUUUCCAAGUGAAGGGGUUGGAAGGGCUCCUGCAUUUUAUAAACUUAAUCAGAAGUCACAGGUACAGACUUUUAGGGGGUAAAAAUUUCCAGUUUUAGAACACUGCACUACAUAAAACAUGGGUGCAGGCUGGAUUCUGCCUGUGGGCUGCCCUUUGUGACAUGCUAACCGCUAAAGAAGAAAGCAC
Molecule: messenger RNA, 7514 nt
Organism: Artibeus jamaicensis (Jamaican fruit-eating bat)
Lineage: Eukaryota; Metazoa; Chordata; Mammalia; Chiroptera; Phyllostomidae
Gene: CPAP
Product: centromere protein J
Exons: 18
Coding region: 328-4389 (1353 amino acids)
Biological process (GO): centriole elongation; cilium assembly
Cellular component (GO): centriole; centrosome; nucleus
Molecular function (GO): tubulin binding
Source: RefSeq, a predicted model, not a curated record